Pleurotus ostreatus (oyster mushroom) is the source of this 1383-nucleotide messenger RNA. RefSeq lists its product as uncharacterized. The coding region runs from base 1 to 1383 and encodes 460 amino acids. Lineage: Eukaryota; Fungi; Basidiomycota; Agaricomycetes; Agaricales; Pleurotaceae. The transcript is spliced from 8 exons. The record is from RefSeq and is a predicted model, not a curated record.
AUGCGCGCCCAAGUUUAUGACUCGAUUGAUGCCUCUGAUAAAGAGAAUGAUGAUGGUAGACGGCCGCCUCGUAAUCGGCGGGCUUCUGAAAGAGAGGCUCAACGCCUUCAAGACGAAGCCGAUAGGGCUGAACGAAAAGCAAGAAAGGCCGAGAAGAAGGCUGAACGAGAGCGGAAGAAGAACAUGCAGACAGCUGCCUCCACUGCUGCCGCAAAUGUUGCUUCGCAACGAAGCUAUCCCAUUUCAGAUGAUGAGGGGGAUGUCUCAAGUGAUGAUGAUAGCAAGUACACCUCUCACAGAGUAGAAGCGCGCCCCCAGGCCAUCAAGAAGGUUCUUGUACAACGCAACACUCGUGUCCCUCAAGUUCUUAGUGUCGACUCAGAUGAUGACGAUUCCAACGAUUCUCAACGUGGCCGCACCACAAUGAAGACUGUUCGUCGUGGUGACCAUCGUAUUCAAUCUCCUCCACAGCCACUCCGUCACCAAUCCAUAUCACCCAUCGCACUCAAGGAACCAAAGCAGCAAACCAACGCUCGACCAAAGCAGGCCGACUAUUCUCCACUAGUCCAGGAAGUCAUUACUGUGGCCAUUCAACUCUGGCGCUUGAAGAUAUUCUGCGAGAAUGCCUUUCCUACCGUGCAAGAAGAGGCUAAAUGGGUUGGGGAGGUUUGGCGUCAGGCCUGUGUUAAACUUCAAGUUGAACAUGCCCUUGACAUGAAUAUCAGUCGCUUGAUCACCUCCCGAACUUCCCAUACCCGCGGCGAGGUCAAGACAAAGGUGAAGGCAUUUGUUCCAUCAAUCUUUGACCUGGAAUCCUCGCAGCACCCAAAGAUCAUCGAGAAAAUGCGCUCUCGUGCCACGAAGUUAAAAGAUGGCUACAAUUUUGUCUAUAAGAGUCCUCACAAGGAUGUCGCAAAGCGCAAGGGACUUUAUCGAGGAAAGAUCAUCCAGAAAUGCGUGAACGCUAUAUGGUUCGCAAACCGCCGUGAUGAAGGUGUCCGUUUUCCCGACAGUUUCUCCCCUAUCCCAUUACCUGCAUUAGCUCUUAUCUUCGCUGCAAUUGAAAAUUGUAUUGAUGAGUGGAUCACUGGCAUUCACACAAGCCUUGACUUCACAGCGACCGAAUAUGAGGUUGUUUACCAGGACCACUUGAAGUCCCUUCACUCAUUCCGCGAUCACUCAAAGCACCUCAAUAUCCUGGGUAAUAUUUGUGCGAAGCUAUAUAACACUGGACGGUUUCACUCCGGCGCGCAGCCUCUUGACACUUUCCGCCCACCAGCAAUCACUCUUGAUGCUUUAAACGCCGCCAUUGAUGAAUACAAAGCCGACCCUACAACUGAGACAGACGGUGAGGAUGGCAACAUCUCCGAGGACUCGGCGUAG